AUGGCGGCUCAGACUGAGUCGUUAGGCGCACCAGUCCUCAUGAGCCGCAGUGAUGUCCCUGAUUUCCCUCCGGUUGCUCUGUCCGCGGAGGCCGCCCCGUUCACCCCGCUGGGGACGGACAGCUGGCGGCUUGGCUCCUCUGCGGAUGUGGAGAAGCAGUUUUCCCGAUGUGCUGCGAAGCUCCGAGCCCUGCGACCAGAAUCAGGCCAGUUGAAAGAGGAGCUCAACCUGCUGUUUGACCAGCUGCUGUCCGAAAACUACAACAAAACCUUCGACCCCACUAUCAACAUCCCACCAGAGGACGUGUGCAAUCUGCUGAAACAUGUCAGCGGUCUUGUGCCGCUGAGUCAAGAACAUUUAGUCGUCAAACUCUGCCAACUGGUACAUCAUCUGCUCAAUCAGCUGAAGGUAAUAAUGGACGAGCGAACGUUGAAUGUGUUGGUAAACUACACCGUUGAUGCGCUGAAAGAGUGCAGUACAUGGACACACUCCGAUGUCCUCCUGGCCCUCUCCACAAUAGUGUAUGGAAACGGACCUCAGUGCCAACAGCACCUCAGUGACUUGCUGGGUGAAGAUGGAGUCCUUCUACUGUAUAGUUCUCCAUCCCAGUCAAAUAUGGAGUUACGCCGUGUUGCCCUUACCUGCAUGGCCAACAUCUUUUUCAGGUUCCCUGGUCAGCCGCUGUUGGAGGAUCAAUACAGAAGUGUAUCUUUCAGAGUUUUCCUGAAAACCCUGCAGUCAACCAAACCUCCCAACACUGAUGAGCUCUUCUACUGCAUGGUAAUCCAGGCGGCACUGAAGGGACUUCAGACUUGUCUUUCAGGUGGGAAGUGGAAGUUUGUCGGAGAGGAGCUUGGGUCCGUACUGGCUGCAUUAAAGAGGCUGAUGUUUCAGGGAACACCAGGUGUGAGUGUUGAGUGGCCCGCUGUGCUUUACCCUGCUAAUCUUCCUCAAUACGAGGGAACCUCUGCAUCAAAACCCGUUGAACCACCAAAACCCUCUGAACCAAAGGAAGCCGCUGUGCCAGGCAAAGCCUCAGCGAAUAAAAAGAAGAAAUCCAGAGGAAAGGGGAAGAAGUCGAGCAACGAUGAGAGCAGGGGUGAUGAUGGAGAGAAGGGUGAUGGAGAAUCACCUCAGAAAGCAGGGGGGAGAGAGGGAGGAAGAAGGGAAGGAGAGUGCUUGUCUAAACCCUCUGACCCAUCUCUCUACCCGUCCUGGAAGACAACCAGUUCUGACUCAGAGUUUUCCGACCCAGAAGGCAGUGCUCAGGGCAAAUUAAGGCUCUACCACUGUCGUGUGCGUCAGGGCGCCCUGCACUGUCUGCUCACGGUGGUGAAAGGAGUGGAGAAGAGGACUCUGUACGGGUACUGGUCCUCCUUCAUCCCGGACUCUCCUAUUGGGCGGCCGACUCCUCUCAACCUCUUUACAAUCAUACUGAAGGACCCCUCGCCAAAGGUGCGUGCUUGUGCACUUCCGGUGUUGUCAGCCAUGCUGGAUGGCUCCCGUCAGUUCCUGGCUGUGGCUGAAGACACUGCAUCCCCUCGUACAUCUUACACACCUUUCUCCUUCUCGCUGGCAACUUCUGUCAGAGAACUGCACCGCGCUCUCAGUCUGGCUCUGCUGGCCGAGACUUCCCCUCAGACUCUCACGCAGGUCAUAAAGUGUCUGGCGUACCUGGUGGCGAAUGCUCCCUACCAUCGUCUCAGACCGGGUCUGCUCAGCACGCUCUGGAAGCAGAUGCGUCCCUAUGUGCGCCACAGAGAUGUGAAUGUCCGCGUGUCAGUCCUGACCCUUUACGGGGCUCUGGUGACGACUCAGGCUCCUCUCCCGGAGGUGCAGCUCCUUCUCCGACAGCCGGAAAGCAGCAGCAGCAGCAGCGGUGGCUCGUUCACUCCGCAGGACUCGGCUCUCAGCUGGAGACAAAGAGACGGAGUGUCCUCGCCAUCACGCACACCAGUCAAAUCCUCCAUAAGGAGCUCGAGCACUCAUUCCCCACAUGCUCCACGCACCCCGAGUGAAGAGGAGAGCACUGCACCGUGGCUGCUGCAGCUGUGUAUGUCUCUGGUGACUCAGCCCAGAGAGGACCAAUCAGACAGCGACGGAGCAGGAAGUGGUACUGCUUUAGAGCCCUCCCCUGUCCGGCUGGAAGCUCUACAGGUCAUGUCCUACCUGGUGCGUGGCUACUUCUCUCUAGCCCAGGCAUGUCUGUGUGAGAUUGGGCAGGUGAGCGCUCGCUGCCUCUGGGAGAUGGACCCCUCCAUACAGCUGCAUGGAACAAAGUUACUAGAGGAGUUGGGGACGGGAAUAAUCCUGCAGUACAGAGCAGAGAACAACGUGCCUGAGAGCUCGAGGGUCCCCAUGAGCCAAGUGAUGCUGUUCUGGUCAGAAGUCCUCAGUGGUCCACUGAACGGAGCUUUGCAGAGCGAGCAGCACCCCCCUCUGCAGAAGAGCGCCUGUGACACGCUCUCCUCCAUCCUGCCGCAGGCCUUCGCUCAGCUGCCCGACAAGACGCAGCUGAUGUGUAUCACCGUGCUGCUGGGGCUGACGUACCGUGAGAACUACCUGGUGAAGACCGCAGCUGUCAGGGCUCUGGGAGUUUACAUACUGUUCCCCUGUCUGAGAGAGGAUGUGAUGUUCGUGGCAGACACAGCAAACGCUAUCCUCGCUGCCCUCGAUGAUCAUUCAACAAAUGUCCGUGCGAAGGCUGCCUGGUCCCUGGGAAACCUCACUGACACACUUGUUGUUAAUAUGGAGAGUGUAGGUGUGGACUUCCAGGAAGAGUUAUCGGACAUGCUGCUGCUCAAAAUGUUGCAGGCAGCCAACCGAGCGUCAGCUGACAAAGACAGGGUGAAGUCUAACUCGGUGCGAGCGCUGGGGAAUCUGCUUCAUUUCCUGCGCGAGACUCAGCUGACCCGCUCUGCGUUCCAACAGCCGCUGGAAGAUGCAGUGCGUGCUCUGGUUAAGACUGUCCAAUCAGAGGCCACUAUGAAGGUCAGGUGGAAUGCCUGCUACGCCUUGGGAAAUGCUUUCAGAAACCCAGCCCUGCCGCUCGACUCAGCCUCUUGGUCAUGUGACGCGUUCUCCUCCCUCUGCAAUGUGGUCACUUCCUGUAAGAACUUCAAGGUGCGGAUCAAGUCUGCUGCUGCUCUGGCAAUCCCUGCUAAGCGCGCCUGCUACGGUGACGUAGCGCGGUUCAGCUGUGUGUGGCGUUCCCUGGCCACAGCGCUCGAGAACAGCGAAGACACCAACGACUUCUUAGAGUAUCGCUACAGUGCUAGCCUGCGACACACCCUUUCACAAGCCCUCCUACACCUGCUGAGUGUCAGCGAGCCGCAAGACAUGCCCGGACUCGGGGCAUCGCUGGCCGGGGAGGAAGGGGGUGUGAUUAAAGAGCAUCUGAUCAAAUAUCUCAGAGAGGAGGAGGGAGGAGGAGAGGCGACAGAGGGGGAGAAAGAUGCGGUGGGGGACAGUUUCACCCCUCAGCAGAGAGUUGGAGGUCUGCAGCAGACCCUGAUCAGACUGAAGGAACUGCAGGCUGAAGGAGAGGAGGGGAGAGGUAAAGAGGAGGUUGUUGAUUUCCUGGAGGAUUUGCUGAAAACCUGUGAAGAGCUGCUAAGAGUUUGAUGAGAUUUGGCAAAAAAUCUGAGAUCACAAAGACUGCUCUCUCAGGUUGGAAAGGCCAAACAUGGAAUCACAAACAAAGAUAAAAUAACUGUUAUAAUGUGAUCUUAGGACACCACAAGAUAACGCAAGACUGUUGUUGAAAACCUUUUUCCCUAAUUUCAAGAAAUUUAGCAGUCGCUUUUUAUGUAAUCGAACUUGCACUCAUUAUUUAUUAACAUGUGACAUACAAAGACAUGAAGUAUAUUUUUUAAAUGAAUAGACAAGUAUUAAUGAUUUAUUUAGUUUUUUUACAUUCUGAAGAUUUUCAAUCCUAGACAUUUUUGUCUGAUUAACUACAAUGGAUCAUGGUUGCAAUGAACAUAAUCAGAUUAAGAUUAAGAUU
Molecule: messenger RNA, 4006 nt
Organism: Eleginops maclovinus (Patagonian blennie)
Lineage: Eukaryota; Metazoa; Chordata; Actinopteri; Perciformes; Eleginopidae
Gene: heatr6
Product: HEAT repeat containing 6
Source: RefSeq, a predicted model, not a curated record